Molecule: messenger RNA, 953 nt
Organism: Chiroxiphia lanceolata (lance-tailed manakin)
Lineage: Eukaryota; Metazoa; Chordata; Aves; Passeriformes; Pipridae
Gene: MRPS23
Product: mitochondrial ribosomal protein S23
Exons: 5
Coding region: 107-682 (191 amino acids)
Biological process (GO): translation
Cellular component (GO): ribosome; mitochondrion
Molecular function (GO): structural constituent of ribosome
Source: RefSeq, a predicted model, not a curated record
CGGCGGCCCCGGUUCCGGUUCCGGUCUCGGGGCGGCCCCGGGGGCUCGGGGGGCUCAGAGGGGCUCGGGGUGUCCCGAGAGGUCCCGGCGGGACCGCGGAGCCGCCAUGGCCGGGAGCCGCACGCAGAGGAUCGGCAGCGUGUUCAGCCGGACGCGGGACCUGCUGCGCAUCGGGAUCAUCAAGAAGCCGCUGUGGUUCGACGUGUACGCGGCGUUCCCGCCGCUGCGGGAGCCCGUGCACCGCGCGGUGCGGCCGCGCUACGGGCGGAGCGUGGACCCGGUCGCGCCCGUGUUCUACCGCGAGGAUGAAGUGCGGGCGAGAUUUUACAGAGUUUAUGGCAGUGGUCCAAGGCCUUUCGACCUGACACAGUUAAACUUCAAAUCUACCUGCCAGAGGUUUGUUGAGAAAUACAAUGAGCUGAAGGAAGAAGGGAAAAUUGAAGAGGAGAAAUUGUUUGAAGAAACAGGAAAAGCCCUUUUAGCCAGUGGGAUCAUUUUACAGAGAAGAGCAACAGAUAAAGUGGCACAGCAGGAGCACCAGGGAUCUGCGGGAACCAGGGAUCCUGCCUUACACCAGCAGCUCCAAACUGUGCUGGAGGAGCUGCAGGAGAAGAGGAAGGAUGGAGAGGAGCAGACACCAGAGCUGGCAGGGACACAGAGGGAGAAUCCCCCUCCCUCAUGACAGCUCUGCUGCCCUGGACUCUGCUGCCUGUGCCCUGGCUGUCACCUGCCAGGAUCCAGCCUCCCCACCUGGCACUCUAAGACAUUUCCUUGGGGGGAAUCCAGCUCUGGUGCCCCCCAGACUCAUGAGUGUGGCACAUUUUCCUCCAUCCUUCUCCUCAGGGAUGAAAUUGGAGAUAAUGAUAAUUUUUUUUUAAGGUUCAAGGCUGUUAUCUCAAAGUGUGAGUUGGAAAAUAAGAGCGGAAAAUAAACCAUUUUCUUUCAAAGCUGGA